UUUGUCAGAAACGCAGAAGGAGUUGGCUUCCCUUCGGGGGAGGAGACACGGUCCCACAACAGCCUGGGAGGCGUAUAUAAAGAGCCUGGGGUUGGGGGUGACAGGCUCAGCCCUUGGGUUUCAGCCUACCGCCAGCUUCGCUCCUGCUGCGGAGAGCGCGGGGCUGCUGCCUGGCCAUGAGCACCACAUUUCGGCAGACUGCUUCCUCCACAUUUGGGGGUGGCUCUACCUGGGGGGGUUCCCUCCUGGCUGGGGGAGGAGGCUUUGGUGGGGGGAGUCUCUGUGGGGGAGGUGGGAGCCGCAGUAUCUCAGCUUCUUCUGCCAGGUUUCUCUCCUCGGGCUCAGCAGGGGGCUACGGGGGUGGCUUCGGUGGAGGGGCUGGUAGUGGUUUGGGUGGAGGCUUUGGAGGUGGCCUUGCAGGUGGCUUUGGAGGUGGCCUUGGAGGUGGCUUUGGUGGGGGUUUUGGCGGUGGCUUUGGUGACUUCGGCGGUGGCGAUGGUGGCCUCCUCUCUGGCAAUGAGAAGAUCACCAUGCAGAACCUCAACGACCGCCUGGCCAUCUACCUGGAGAAGGUGCGUGCCCUGGAGGAGGCCAACACAGAGCUGGAGGUGAAGAUCCGCGACUGGUACCAGAAGCAGAGUCCCACCAGCCCGGAGCGCGACUACAGCCCCUACUUCAAGACCACAGAAGAGCUCCGAGACAAGAUCCUGGCGGCCACCAUCGAAAACUCCCAGGUCAUCCUGGAGAUCGACAACGCCAGGCUGGCUGCAGACGAUUUCAGACUCAAGUAUGAGAAUGAGCUGGCCCUGCUCCAGAGUGUGGAGGCUGACAUCAACGGCCUGCGCAGGGUGCUGGAUGAGCUGACCCUGGCCAAGACCGACCUGGAGAUGCAGAUCGAGAGCCUGAACGAGGAGCUGGCCUACCUCCGGAAGAACCACGAGGAGGAGAUGAAGGAGUUCAGCAACCAGCUGGCUGGCCAGGUCAACGUGGAGAUGGACGCAGCACCGGGCGUGGACCUGACUCGCGUGCUGGCGGAGAUGAGGGAGCAGUACGAGGCCAUGGCGGAGAAGAACCGCCGGGAUGCAGAGGCCUGGUUCUUCAGCAAGACAGAGGAGCUGAAUAAGGAGGUGGCCUCCAACACAGAGAUGAUCCAGACCAGUAAGACGGAGAUCACAGACCUGAGACGCACGAUACAGGGGCUGGAGAUCGACCUGCAGUCCCAGCUCAGCAUGAAAGCUGGGCUGGAGAGCACGCUGGCAGAGACCGAGUGCCGCUACGCCACGCAGCUGCAGCAGAUCCAGGGCCUCAUCAGCAGCAUCGAGGCUCAGCUGAGCGAUCUCCGCAGCGAGAUGGAGGCACAGAACCAGGAGUACAAGAUACUGCUGGACAUCAAGACGCGGCUGGAGCAGGAGAUCGCCACCUACCGCAGCCUGUUGGAGGGCCAGGAUGCCAGGAUGGCUAGCAUUGGUACCAGAGAAGCCUCCCUGGGAGGUGACGGAAGCGGCAAAGUCCGCAUCAAUGUUGAGGAGUCUGUGGAUGGGAAGGUGGUUUCUUCCUGAAACAGAGAGAUCUAAGUGCCCAGUGCAGGAGAGACGCCCCCCGCCACCCCCACACACCCCAGGCUGAGCAGACAGCUUUUCCGGAGGGACUGGAGAAGCAAACUCCAGGCCCUGCCUUCAGAGGGUCCAGGGGUCCCUCGUCUCCUAGUUGGGUGCUUCGCAUGCUCUGCCCCACCCCCCUCUAGCUUUCCCACCUCCUGCAGAGCAGGGAAGUGCAAGAAACAGCUGUAUUGUGUAAGAAGCUCAUGGUUUGUACCAUGUCAAUGCAAUAAAGAAUUGCUUUUCCUUUUG
Molecule: messenger RNA, 1850 nt
Organism: Hippopotamus amphibius kiboko
Lineage: Eukaryota; Metazoa; Chordata; Mammalia; Artiodactyla; Hippopotamidae
Gene: KRT15
Product: keratin 15
Exons: 8
Coding region: 177-1559 (460 amino acids)
Molecular function (GO): structural molecule activity
Source: RefSeq, a predicted model, not a curated record